Molecule: messenger RNA, 1430 nt
Organism: Peromyscus californicus insignis
Lineage: Eukaryota; Metazoa; Chordata; Mammalia; Rodentia; Cricetidae
Product: olfactory receptor 2L13-like
Exons: 1
Biological process (GO): G protein-coupled receptor signaling pathway
Cellular component (GO): membrane
Molecular function (GO): G protein-coupled receptor activity; olfactory receptor activity
Source: RefSeq, a predicted model, not a curated record
UAAAAAAUAAAAUAUGACCAUACAGGUAUCUCUGAACUGAGAACUUGGCCAGAGGCAAGGGGGAAGAAACAUUCAGUUCAGAUUUCAAAAUAAAUUCAACAGAAGGAUGGUGCUGGUUGUAAGAACAACUCAGUGCAAGCAUUCAUUCCAAGCCAGUUCCUCUUUAUUCUCCUGUUCUACAUUAUAUAAGUGCAUUUUACUUUCAGGUCACUUUUGAAGAAAGAGAAAGCAAUACAUUUUCAUGGAGAAAUGGGAUCAGAGCUCACGUGAUUUCAUUUUGUUAGGAUUAUUACCACAAAUUCACAUAGGCCUACUGCUUUUGCUGCUCAUCAUCUCCAUAUUCUCUGUGGCCUUGCUUGGCAACUCAGCAAUGAUCCACCUCAUUCGUGUGGAUCCCAAACUCCACACCCCCAUGUACUUUCUGCUCAGUCAGCUCUCUCUCAUGGACCUGAUGCAUAUCUCUACCACUGUUCCCGAGUUGGCAUUCAACUUCCUCUCUGGCCAGAAAAGCAUUACCUUACUGGCUGUGGAGUGCAAUCCUUUUUUUUUUCUGAACAUGGCAGGUUCUGAGGGCUUGUUCCUGGCCUCCAUGGCCUAUGACCAUUUCGUGGCCAUCUGCCACCCUCUUCAUUAUCCUAUUCCCAUGAGCAAAAUGAUGUGUCUGGAGAUGAUCAUAGGAUCUUGGACACUGGGCUCCAUUAACUCCUUAUCACAUACAGUCUAUCUCCUUCACAUUCCUUACUGCCAUUCUAGGUCCAUUAACCAUUUCUUCUGGGAUGUCCCUGCCAUGUUGCCCCUGGCCUGUAAGGGCAUUUGGGUGUAUGAGUACAUGGUAUUUGUGAGUACAAGCCUGUUUCUUCUACUUCCUUUCCUUGGCAUCACAGCUUCCUGUGGAUGGGUCCUUUUUGCUGUCUUCCAUAUGUGCUCAAAAGAAGGAAAGAAAAAGGCCUUCACCACAUGUUCAACUCACUUAACUGUGGUGACAUUUUACUAUGCACCUUUUGUCUACACUUACCUUCAUCCCAGGAGUCUCCGUUAGCCCACAGAAGAUAAGAUUCUGACUGUCUUCUACACUAUCCUCACUCCUAUGCUCAACCCCAUCAUCUACAGCCUGAGGAAUAAAGAGGUCCUGGGGGCCAUGACAACAGUCUUUGGGACAUUCUCUUCCACAAAAACUUUGUCAUUUCCUCUCUACUCAUAUUUCAGUCCCUGGAGAAUGACAGAGUAGUGUUGCCUAUUGGAAAUGUAAUGUGUCCCCCACACAUGUCAUACCUUUCUGGUGACUUAUUACUGGUUAAGAUUAAAUAAUAUGUUCAUUAUUACAUAGUAUAGCAAUUAUUCACAUGUUUAAAUCACAACAUUAUAGUCAAUUAUAUCAAUAACAGAAAUUUGGCAAUUACUAUUCUAACAUAAUAUGACACAUUAUACCU